AUGUGGCGCCCCAACGCGCUUUGCGCGGCCGUGCUGUGGGCGGUGCUGUGUGUUCCAACAGCUGCACAGCCGGUGUCAGAUUUGCAUGGGCUUGGCCGAGAGCUGGAGCAUUUGUGGAAUCUGGUGGUGGUGCAACAGCAGUCCCGCAAUGUGCCGCAGGGCGAGGGCCCGCCGAUCCAGCGGGUUUGCCAAUAUGGACUCAGCGAGGGGACCUUGGAGUUGGCGCGAUGGAUGCUAACAGUGCCAGAGCCUCCAGUGGAGGAGCUGGACCAGCU
Molecule: messenger RNA, 275 nt
Organism: Durusdinium trenchii
Lineage: Eukaryota; Dinophyceae; Suessiales; Symbiodiniaceae
Source: the annotation of a GenBank genome assembly